AUGGUGGUGCAGCAGCGAGGAGGAAGCAAUAAUUCAAGCGACAACGGUGGUACGGACAGUGAGAAUGUACCAGUAAGGAGACAGGAAGACUUAGGAGGAGCCUCUGUCACUCCUAUCAUUGAUGGGAGGGAAAACCCUCUCGUCAGCAAACCUUGGGGGAUUGCACUGAACGGAUUGCUCCCUACAACGAAAAAGCCAACAGUGUCCACUUGA
Plasmopara halstedii is the source of this 213-nucleotide messenger RNA. RefSeq lists its product as uncharacterized. Bases 1 to 213 code for a protein of 70 amino acids. The transcript is spliced from 2 exons. NCBI's taxonomy places the organism in Eukaryota, Oomycota, Peronosporomycetes, Peronosporales, Peronosporaceae. The record is from RefSeq and is a predicted model, not a curated record.